CUCCUCCUCCUCCCCCUCUUCCUCUCCUCCUGCGUUGUGACUGCAGGAUCGAUCAUUUAAAGGACAGGAUCGAUCAUCAGCAGACGAACCCCCCACAGGGACCUCGGACAGCUCAGACCCGGUCCCGGUGAGUCAUGGACUGGAUGUCGGGCCUCCCGGAGGAGCUGUGGGACGUUCCUCUGACUCACCUGGCGAUUCCAGGGAGCCAUGACACCAUGAGCUUCUGCCUGGACAUCAACUCUCCUCUCGUUCUCUCUGAGUCGGACGUCUUCCGGCUGCUGGACGGAGUCUUCUACUGUUUCACCAGGCCGGCCAUCUUCAGAUGGGCCACCACACAGGACAAAAGCAUUGAGGAUCAGCUCUCGAUGGGGAUUCGGUUCUUUGACCUUCGCGUUGCACACAAACCCAGCGACCCGUCCAGUGAUCUUUACUUCACCCACGUCAUCUACACACAUCUGAGGGUUCUGGAGACCCUGGAGUCCGUCUCCGUCUGGCUGGAGUCUCACCCCAAGGAGGUCGUCAUCCUGGCUUGCAGCCACCUCGAGGGGAUGGACGACAGACUGCACCAGUCCUUCAUCUCCUCCCUGAAGAGGCUGUUCGGGUCCAGGCUCUGCCCCCAGAAGGAAGCCUUGACGCUGCGCCGCCUGUGGUCGUCCGGCCACCAGGUGGUCCUGUCCUACGACUCCCAGUCUGCGGAGGGCCAUGCGGAGCUGUGGCCCCCCAUCCCUUACUGGUGGGCCAACCAGCGCACGGCGCAAGGGGUCACCAGCUACCUGGACUGGAACAAAGACCUGGGCCGUCCAGAGAGUUUCUUCGUGUCCGGCCUCAACCUCACAGCCGACCGCUUCUACGUCGCCGAGAACCCGAAGCAGUCGCUGCGGACGCUGACCUUCAGCAACUGGGAGAGUCUGAGGACGUGGGUGGAGAAGCAGGAGCCGGGGUCCGACCCCAAGAGCCUGAACAUCAUCGCAGGAGACUUCGUGGGUCCGCUUCCUCUCUGCCCGCUGGUCAUCGCACUGAACCAGAAACUACUGCGCAGGAAAAGUUAAAAACUACAAAGAUGCAAAACUACAAAGAGACACAAAAAGAACAAAAGAUGCAUUACCAAAAUGACACAAAACUA
Messenger RNA from Cyclopterus lumpus (lumpfish), 1123 nucleotides. RefSeq names its product PI-PLC X domain-containing protein 1 (gene plcxd1.2). The record is from RefSeq and is a predicted model, not a curated record. NCBI's taxonomy places the organism in Eukaryota, Metazoa, Chordata, Actinopteri, Perciformes, Cyclopteridae. The transcript is spliced from 6 exons. Gene Ontology annotation, biological process: lipid metabolic process. Gene Ontology annotation, molecular function: phosphoric diester hydrolase activity. The coding region runs from base 135 to 1049 and encodes 304 amino acids.